AGUGCUCCCUUCCACGCGUGACGUCACGGUCUCUGUCGUCAUUAGGCCGCGCCGUGAGCACAAUGAGGAGAAAAGCGAAAGGAGGUUUGCAUUCUCGUAACAGCCGAUGAUCGUCUCUUCUCGCAGCUGGAGGACGUGGUGUCUGCUGCAUCCACCAAACUCACUCACAUGAGCAGGCUCCACACGGUGGAAGAUUUACAGGCUGCAGCUGUUGUGGCCACAGAGUGAUAGGAGAUGAAGAAAGCCAAGCUGGCUGGACUCCUCCUCUUCAUCACCUUCCUGCUGCUCUACCUGAUGCUUGUGAAGCAUCGCUAUAAUGCCUUAAAGCCUGACGCAUACAAACCACCUCCUCACAGAAAGUAUGACAAGUCCACAGGCAGGCCUGCUGCUGGACUAACACACCAGUACGCCAUCAUGUUUGAUGCUGGGAGCACUGGCACCAGAAUCCAUGUCUUUAAGUUCUGGAUGGGAAACAAAGAAGCUCCUGAACUUGCCCACGAGACCUUCAGAUCCAUCAAACCCGGCCUAUCUGCGUAUGCAGAUGAGCCGGAGAAGUGCACAUCAGGGCUCAUGGAGCUGUUAGAGGCAGCAAAGUCCAGCAUCCCUGCCUCAGUAUGGAGCAUCACUCCUGUGGUCCUGAAGGCCACAGCCGGCCUUCGUCUGCUGCCUGGAGAGAAGGCCACACACCUGCUGGACAGGGUGAGGAGGGUGUUUACAGAGUCUCCAUUUCUGUCCAGAGGUGACAGUGUGUCCAUCAUGGACGGCACCGAUGAAGGAAUCUCUGCGUGGAUCACUGUCAACUUCCUCACCGGUGGUCUUCACGGUGCUCGCUCACCCACCGUGGGGAUGUUGGAUUUGGGCGGUGGGUCAACUCAGAUCACCUUCAGCCUCCAGGACAAGAAAAGCAUCCAGACGUCUCCCAUCGACUACAUCAGGUCCUUCCAGAUGUUCAGUAACACACACACAGUAUACGCUCACAGUUACUUGGGUUUGGGUCUGAUGUCGGCUCGACUCGCUGUCUUAGGAGGUGUUGACGCUUCACCGCUAGGCGGCAGCACUGAGCUGGUCAGCCCCUGCCUUGCUCCAGAGUACUCGGGCAGCUGGACACACGCUGAUGUCAUGUACAGGGUGAAGGGACAGAAGGCAGGGGAGCCGCUUUAUGAGGCUUGUGUCACCAAGGUGGAGAAGGUUCUGUACAGGAAGGUGGUGAAGGUGUCCGAGGCAGCAGACAUGGACUUCUACGCCUUCUCCUACUACUACGACCGAGCUGUCGACCUCGGUGUCAUCGAGGACAACAAAGGAGGAACCGUUCAAGUGUCUGAUUAUAGUGCUGCAGCUAAAAGAGUGUGCAGCAGCCUGUCUGUCAGUCGUCCUCAGAGUCCGUUCCUCUGUCUGGACCUGGUUUACAUCUCGGUCCUGCUGCAGGAACUCGGGUUCCCUCCUCAGAAACAACUCAAGUUGGCAAGGACCAUUAACCAGGUGGAGACCAGUUGGGCUCUGGGAGCAAUGUUCCAUUACAUGGAGUCCUUGAGAAGACACUGAAGUGAAACCACAAUUCUAUGGUACCGAACCUGAUCAGCUAGGAUCCAGCCUGUGCACACAUGACCUCUACACAGCAAUCUACCCCUGGGCACCCAGACCUGUUUGAGGGAGGCGCCUUCGACCUCACACAAACACUCAGCAGCUCCUUGGUUCACGAGCUUCAGUCUUCUAUACUUCAAUCAGAUUCAUUGUAUACAUCGAUUAACCAAAGUUGUAAAUGUUUACUGAUCCCAACGCCCCUUUAGAUCUGACUCGUUAAUUUCAGCAGCUUUACUUGUGAUUUUAAAAGAUAAUGAAUGUGUGCAAGAGAAAACUGGUUCCGUUUUUGUACCUGCAUCAAAUUGGACUUGCUGCAUUUCCUGACUAAAGGAAUGUGUGGAAACCUGUGGCUACUCUUUAUUUCCAUGUAACCCAAACUGCCUUCCUGUUCACCCCUGGCCCAGUUGAACCAGUCAGAGGCCACUUUGACAGCUGUUGUUUCUACUGACAGUUCCUGUUUGUGCUGUUAGUGUUUUUUUAAGUGAUUGAGACUGCAGCUGAAUAAAGGUUGGUUUAAAACCUG
Molecule: messenger RNA, 2104 nt
Organism: Betta splendens (Siamese fighting fish)
Lineage: Eukaryota; Metazoa; Chordata; Actinopteri; Anabantiformes; Osphronemidae
Gene: entpd6
Product: ectonucleoside triphosphate diphosphohydrolase 6
Exons: 15
Coding region: 235-1542 (435 amino acids)
Biological process (GO): nucleoside diphosphate catabolic process
Cellular component (GO): Golgi apparatus; membrane
Molecular function (GO): GDP phosphatase activity; UDP phosphatase activity
Source: RefSeq, a predicted model, not a curated record